AUGGGCUCCAUCACUGCAGCAAAUGCAGAAUUUUCCUUUGAUAUAUACAAAGAGCUGAAAGUCCACCAUGCCAAUGACAACAUCUUCUGUUCCCCCCUGAGCAUCAUUGCAGCCUUGGCCAUGGUUUAUCUGGGAGCAAGAGGUAACACUGAAUAUCAGAUGGAGAAGGUUCUUCACUUUGACAAAAUUGCAGGACUUGAAGGAACUGUUCAGACCAAGUGUGGCAAGUCUGUGAAUAUCCACCUACUGUUUAAAGAACUCCUCUCUGAUAUCACCGCACCAAAAAGCAAUUAUUCACUCCACAUUGCCAACCGGCUCUAUGCUGAAAAGACCUCUCCAAUCCUACCGAUCUACUUAAAAUGUGUGAAGAAACUGUACAGAGCAGGUGUGGAAACGGUCAACUUCAAAACAGCACCAGAUCAAGCCAGACAGCUCAUUAAUUCCUGGGUGGAAAAUCAGACAAAUGGACAGAUCCAGGAUUUCCUUGAACCAGGCUCUGUUGAUCUCGAGACUGUGCUAGUCCUUGUGAAUGCCAUUUACUUCAAAGGGAUAUGGAAGACAGCAUUUAAAGAAGAACACACUCGGGAAGUGCCCUUCAGAGUUACAGAGCAAGAAAGCAGACCUGUGCAAAUGAUGUGCCAGAACAGCACCUUCAAAAUGGCAGUGGUGGCUGCAGAGAAACUGAAGAUCCUGGAGCUUCCAUACACCAGCGGGGAGCUGAGCAUGUUGGUGCUGCUGCCUGAUGACAUUUCUGGCCUGGAGCAGCUUGAGAACAAAAUCAGCUUUGAAAAACUUACUGACUGGACCAGUCCCAAUGUGAUGCAAAAGAGGAUAGUGAAAGUGUACCUCCCACGCAUGAAGAUUGAGGAGAAGUAUAACCUUACAUCUGUCUUAGAGGCCUUGGGUAUGACAGACCUCUUCAGCCCUUCGGCCAAUCUGUCUGGCAUCUCUACAGCGAAGAGCCUGAAGAUAUCUGAGGUCGUCCAUGAGGCUUACAUGCAAGUGAAUGAAGAGGGCACUGAGAUGGCAGGUGCAUCAGGUGCGAUGGGAGUCACCAAACAAUCCUCUGAGCUUCAAGAGUUUAAGGCUGAUCACCCGUUCCUUUUCUUGAUCAGACACAAUCCAACCAACAGCAUCCUCUUCAUUGGUAGAUACUCUUCCCCCUAA
Apus apus (common swift) is the source of this 1167-nucleotide messenger RNA. Its product is annotated as ovalbumin-like. NCBI's taxonomy places the organism in Eukaryota, Metazoa, Chordata, Aves, Apodiformes, Apodidae. Gene Ontology annotation, molecular function: serine-type endopeptidase inhibitor activity. The transcript has 7 exons. Bases 1 to 1167 code for a protein of 388 amino acids. Gene Ontology annotation, biological process: negative regulation of endopeptidase activity. The record is from RefSeq and is a predicted model, not a curated record.